CUCCAGCACCUCAUCCAGGCUGCUCCAGGCCUUCCCGGGGGUCACGUUGACUUCAUUGAGAAGGUCGAUUCCUUCACUUACUCGGAUUUUUCCGGGAUUAUUGAUUCCCAACCAUCCUUAUUUUCUAGCCAAGUUCACGAGGAUUGGGGCAGCAGGAGGAACUGGGUCACCCGGGAUGGGAAGCACUUUGAGCAUCUACUGCAGAAGUUUGGCGAAGCCGUGGUGCCCGUGGCCAACUGUGACGUGAAGGAAUACAAUUCCAACCCCAAGGAGCAGCUGCCCUUCAAGGAAUACGUGGAAUACUGGCAGGAAUACAUCCGGAACGGCUACCGCUCCUCCCGGGGCUGCCUCUACCUCAAGGACUGGCACCUCAGCAGGGCUUUCCCAGAGCAGGAUGUUUACACGACUCCCGUGUACUUCUCCUCCGACUGGCUCAACGAAUACUGGGAUGCUGUGGCUGUGGAUGACUAUAGAUUUGUCUACAUGGGACCCAAGGGCUCAUGGACACCAUUCCAUGCUGACGUGUUCCGCUCCUACAGCUGGUCAGCAAACAUCUGUGGCAGGAAGAAGUGGCUGCUGUAUCCAGCAGGACAGGAGGAAUUCCUGAAGGACAGACAUGGGAAUCUACCCUUUGAUGUGACUGCCCCCAGCCUGCAGGACAGGAGGGUGUACCCUCGCUACAGCCAAAGCCAACCCCUGGAGAUCGUUCAGGAAGCAGGAGAGAUUGUCUUCAUUCCCAGUGGAUGGCACCACCAGGUUUACAACCUGGAGGACACCAUCUCCAUCAACCACAACUGGGUGAACGGCUGCAACGUGGCCAUCAUGUGGUGCUUCCUGCAGGAUGAAUUGGCAGCUGUCCAGAGGGAGAUCAACCAGUGGAAGGAUCCUAUGGAUGAUUGGCACCUCCAGUGCCAGUUGAUCAUGAAGUCCUGCACGGGCAUCGACUACAAGGAGUUCUACAACUUCCUCAAAGUCAUUGCAGAGAACAGGAUUUCCGUCUUGGAAAAGGGCCUGGAUGACGAGGCUUUGGCCAAGAACACUUCCAAAGCUGCCAUUUCCACCUUGGGAAUGCUCCACGCCGUGUUCGACCUCAAGAGGACGGUGAAGGUCUUGACGUCCCUGAGCGCCAACGAGGAUUUCAAGAAGCUGGAUCUGACCUCCCUCCCCCCUCCUGAGGCUUUGCUGCACCACCUCAAAGCUGCCAUAGAUACAGCCCUGCUCUGACUUCCCAUUCCCUCGGUUCUUUGGGAAAAAACCAACCUUUCCCAAAGGCUUCGGAGAAGGUUCCUCCUCCCCGGUCGCCGGCUGAAGUACGAAGAGCUUCGCUACGUUCAGCAGGACAUUCAGCUGGGAGUCACUGGAUGGAGGAGGGGAAAAAACGAUCCCAGAUAAAGGAAAAUCCCCCAAAUCUUGGCAGGAUUUUCCUCCCAGUCAGGGAAGGGGGACAGAAGUUCCCUAUGGAUAACCAAAUUCCCUGUGCUUCCAAGAGCAAAGCUGCACUCAAGCCUUGCUCUGUCUCCUCGCAGCUCCAUGAUUUGAAGACUUCCAGGUGCAGCUCAGCUUAUCUUUUCCUACUUUUUUUAAGGGAAUUUAAGCUAGUUUGCUUCCUUGGAAGCCUGGAAGUGCUGGCUCUACUUGUGUCCUCCAAAGCUGGAAUUCUCAGGUGGAAUCAGCCCUCCAGCGGCUCGGAUUAAAUUUAACAUCCUAAUUAAGACACUGGAGCCCUGAUUGCAAUUAGAGCACUAUUAAUUAAGCAUGUGACCCCCCCACACCACCCCUUUUCCCUCAAGCUGAAAAGGAGGAAUUGGAAUGCACUCCCACAUUCCCACACACAAUUCCAAGGCACAGCAGGGAUUUCUUUGAUCAGGGAAGUCAGCCAGGAGCCUCCUCUCAGCUGCUCCAGUGUGUGGGCACACACCACCCCCUUUGCAUGGUUCCAACAGCACAAUUCCCAACUGGAAUGCCCAAAUAUCCUGGGAAAACCUCCCUCUUGCUCUUCCAGAGAAGCACAAAUGGCUGCACACUGUUACCUUAGUUACUUUAGGGCUCACUUGAAUUCUUGCUCAAGAACUUCCUCAGUUUUUCUUCCCCCCCCAAGGAAAAGCAGCUACAAACUGUAUUUUAGGAAGUGCAACAGCAGAAACCCGGAGUAGGCUGAGAAUUCCCUUGUUUUCUAGAUAAUUCCAAGGGUUUGUACUCGCAUGCACUUUUUGCAUGUCCUUUUCUAGGAGAAAAA
Molecule: messenger RNA, 2236 nt
Organism: Chiroxiphia lanceolata (lance-tailed manakin)
Lineage: Eukaryota; Metazoa; Chordata; Aves; Passeriformes; Pipridae
Gene: JMJD4
Product: jumonji domain containing 4
Biological process (GO): negative regulation of gene expression; protein hydroxylation; positive regulation of translational termination
Cellular component (GO): nucleus; cytoplasm
Molecular function (GO): histone H4R3 demethylase activity; sequence-specific DNA binding
Source: RefSeq, a predicted model, not a curated record